Phacochoerus africanus (Common warthog) is the source of this 1077-nucleotide messenger RNA. RefSeq names its product translation initiation factor IF-2-like. The transcript is spliced from 2 exons. The record is from RefSeq and is a predicted model, not a curated record. Lineage: Eukaryota; Metazoa; Chordata; Mammalia; Artiodactyla; Suidae. Bases 1 to 1077 code for a protein of 358 amino acids.
AUGCCAUUGCGCGCCCGCGCUGCGAUCGCAGCUCAUUUCAGCACCAGACUCGGGGACAGACGCCAUAAAGAAGGGAAACAAACCGGUGCCCCGUCUUCCACUGUGGCCCCCGGGACCGCUCCCGAGGCAGGUGUCCCGGCGGGGGACGUCCCUGCCGUGAGACUAGCGAACAGCCAUGACCUAUCUAGGGAAAGGGGGUCCCCAGGAAUCUCCCUCGCCUCAAGCCGGAGAGAUCGGGCGGCUCUGACCCCUAGGAGGCCCCUUAAACGUUCCGAGUUGCCGGUCCAAACCUGCGCUCUGGUUUCCCUACGGCUCGGCGGAGUGUCCCGGGUUCGAGGAGCUCCUGCACCGGCCAGCGCUGGGCCGCCGACGCCCACCUGUGCGGACGCCCAGAAGGCCGGGCUAGCUGCGGGCCGCCAGCAUAACCACAGGUAUUUGCGAGCUUCCACUGACAGCUGUAGGACGACCCAGGCACCAGAACCGUCUCUCCAGUUCCAGAGACUUUCCCGCCCGAGUUUCCCUUUCGUCUCUAGCUGGGCUCGAGCUCGCUGGAGCAAGGGCUGUGUCAUAGCCCACCCGACACGCCCCUGUCGGCCAGCCCUCCGGCGGGGAGCCCACUUACCCUACCCGGGAGCGCGGACCGAGGGCGCCGCUCACGCGCUGGCUUUGUCUCCGGCGUGGUGCACGCGAGGGGCCGCCAGACCGAUCGGCAUCGCUCCGCUUCCGGGCGCGGGGCUGAGGGGGCUCCGGCUCCGCGCCUCGACACUGACGGGCUCGCGGAGGAAACGCGCGCCCCGCACCGGCCCUCCCCGCCCCCGGGGUCUCCGCGCCGCGUCACCAGCCCCGCCCCGUCCCGCGCCUCGCGGGCCAGGCGGGGAAAGACCACGUGAGGCCGAGCGGGGGCGCCGGUCCCAAGCAGGUGCCCCGCGGGAGAGUGCAGUCACCCAGACGCCAAGUACUUUGUCUGCUCAGCCCCCUGUGCGUGCUCCAGGCGCGCGUCCAUGUGCAGCGGGCGCAGAACGCGUGUCCCCCGACCCCCGACCCCUCGCGUCCACGUCGGUCGCGCCCCCUCCGUAG